UCUAAUGGAGGAGAAAAAACAUCAUGUCAAAACUGGAGAAAAAACUCACUCACAGACUGAAAGUAUUUCUUUACUGAAAAGAAGAGACAAGAAAAGUUUCACCUGCACUCAGUGUGGAAAGAGUUUCACAUACAAACAGAGUCUCGAGAGACACAUGAGGAUCCACACUGGAGAGAAACCAUACACAUGUGAUCAGUGCGGGAAGAGUUUCAGACAAUCAGCAAACUUUAAGGAUCACAUGAACAUCCACACUGGAGAGAAACUGUAUGAAUGUGAUCAAUGCGGCAAAACAUUUUCGUGGGCUUCAAGCCUGAAGAAUCACCUGAAAGUUCAUUCAAAGGAGAAACCACAUUCAUGUUCUUUCUGUGGAAAGAGUUUUUCACUUCUGCAGAGUUUAAAAGUUCAUCAGAAGAUACACACUGGUGUGAGAGAUCAUAUGUGCUUUGAGUGUGAGAAGACUUUUAUUACAGCUAAAGAUUUGAAACGGCACGAGAGGAUCCACACUGGAGAGAAACCUUACACGUGUUCACACUGCGACAAGAGAUUCAGUCGGUCAGAACAUCUGAAAUCACACGAGAGGAUCCACACUGGAGAGAAACCAUAUCACUGCACUGCAUGCGGGAAGAGUUUCAGUCAUUCGUCUUCUCUACAGAGACAUAAAAUAAACAACCACAUUAAGUAGUUUAUCUUCAGGUCCACUGCUUUCAAGCUCUACAUCUCUUCCAUAUUAAUCUGUCAUUAGAAACAUCAUCUAAAUUAGUCACAGUGAAUAAAGUUCAUCUUCAAGACCAGCAGUUUCUGUGAGAUUCAGAUCAACUCAAAGAUGUAUUUCCUUCCCAAAGAACAAUAUCUAAAGUGUUAUUCUUAUAUACAACUUUGCUUCAUCAUACACAUUAUAUUAUUAUGCUUUAUUACGAGUUUAAUUUUAUGUUCAGAAUGUUCUUCUAAUGCAUGUAAAAGGUUUUUACAGGUUCAAAAUAUUCUUGUGCACGAAGCUGAAAAAUAAGCUAAUUUAUUUUUAAUGUAAUCUUCACUGUUUUAUAACAACAGUUUUACAAAAUGCAGGUGUGAGAUAUUCUGUCAUGUAGGUUUGCAUCUGAUCAUCCUCACUUUAAUUAACUUGAGAUGCUUUAUCUUGUUAGUCAAUAAAGAGAGAGAUCUGUCUUUUACUUUGUUUGCUUCAAGUAUCAAACUUUUAUUGUCUGCUUUUGUUGUCUGCUG
Sinocyclocheilus grahami is the source of this 1221-nucleotide messenger RNA. Its product is annotated as gastrula zinc finger protein XlCGF49.1-like. Bases 5 to 682 code for a protein of 225 amino acids. Gene Ontology annotation, biological process: regulation of gene expression. The transcript has 2 exons. Lineage: Eukaryota; Metazoa; Chordata; Actinopteri; Cypriniformes; Cyprinidae. The record is from RefSeq and is a predicted model, not a curated record. Gene Ontology annotation, cellular component: nucleus.